Rotaria sp. Silwood1 is the source of this 879-nucleotide messenger RNA. The record is from the annotation of a GenBank genome assembly. NCBI's taxonomy places the organism in Eukaryota, Metazoa, Rotifera, Eurotatoria, Philodinida, Philodinidae.
AUGUAUAAAAAUACACACGAUCAUGAGCAACGUCGCACAACAACUCGUGCACCAUCACCUGUACGUGAGUUGGUCUCAAAAUAUGUUAAUUGUAAUCUCACAGAAACUCAAAUUAAAAAUUUAUUGGUAGUGGAUUAUCCAUCAACUUCAAUACCAACAAAUCAAUUAUCAAAUUUAAUUAAUUAUACUCGUCGAAAAAAUAAUCCCACUAUAUUUUCGGUUUACGACUUUAAUCAAUGGUGUAUUAAUCACUCAUAUGAUGAAAAUUCAUUACAUUCAACGUUCAUACCUUACUAUUAUAUCAAUGAUAUUAAUGACUUUUUCGUUUUAUUUACGACAAAACAAUUAUUAAAAGACGCACAAUGCUCAACUCUAUCAAAAGUCGAUGCAACAUACAAACUCACGUGGAAUGAACUCCCGUUAUUAGUUUUCGGUUCAUCAGAUGCUGAUCGUCAUUUUCGACCUUUCGGAGUGGCUUUAAUAUCAAGUGAUGAAAAUUCAACAUGUUACAUUGAUUUAUUUAAACAAUUAAAACUCAUCUCAACUCAAGAAAAUCAACGUGAGUAUGUUGUAAAUUAUGUAAUGGCAGAUGGUGCACCAGGAAUUACAAGUGCUCAAAAGGAAGUUUUUCCUCAAGCACGACGUCUUAUGUGUUGGGCGCAUGUUGCUCGUAAAUGCCGAGAACAUAGAAAACUAAUGCCAACAGAGAAAUGGAAACAAAUUGAUAUUGAUAUACAUAAUUUACAAUUAUGUUUUUCAGAUAAUAUUUUUAGUCAUGGUACAAAUCUGCUAAUGAAAAAAAGGUCAACUGAUCCACUUAUUCAGCAAUUUCAAUCAUACUUUUUCAAUCAAUGGAUUGAAACAUUACCUCUAUGGUAA